Molecule: messenger RNA, 2360 nt
Organism: Branchiostoma belcheri (Belcher's lancelet)
Lineage: Eukaryota; Metazoa; Chordata; Leptocardii; Amphioxiformes; Branchiostomatidae
Exons: 11
Coding region: 28-2049 (673 amino acids)
Source: RefSeq, a predicted model, not a curated record
GUUCGGGUGAACACACCUCCGUACACCAUGUCCUGUUACAUGGCUGCGGCGCUGCUCCUUCUGCACGGGAGCCUGUUCACCGGCCCAGUCCAGGCUCGCUUCGGCUCCGACAUCUCCACCGACAAUGCAGAUAACAGGUUUGCUAACAUGGGUCAGGUGACGGUGAAACAGUGGGCCGUGGUGGACGGGGAGGUGGACCUGAAGCUGAAUGUUGAGGACACGCCGGGCGAGCUGGAGGCCUGGAUCCUGGACUUCCAACCCUACAUGCACAACGACGACCAGCAGUGGCCUGUGGAAGACGGAUGGUUAUGGUCGAACCAGACCGGUGAGUGUUCCAGUGUGCACACGUCUGCAGAGUUCUACACGUUUCUGAACGACACCGGCUUCCAGUCCCUGUCUGGGACGGGCGGGAAGAACCUGUUCAACAGCUACACACGAGGAACACUCGGCAACGCCUCCCGCCGUGCAGACGAGGUGGCGUACUCCGGCCCGCUGAAGACCCUGCUGGACUGUAAGAGCCAGGGCAGUAACGAGUCCGUCUGGAACAUGACGUCAACGGAAGACGAGGUGGAGUUCCGCACCAGGCUUUACGUCAUCAACGUCAGACCGAAGGACUACUACCGGCCACAGAAAGGAGUGUCCUUCGUGCAGAGCCACAUCGACCUGAUCUGGCGGCUGUACCGGACGGCGCUGGCCCGGGUCAUCCUCAGCUCGUCCGGCCUGCUCAGACCCGUGUUCGAGUACGCCAUCGUCAGCACGGUGUAUGACGUCAACGGGGACCCAGACUGGUCAAAGGCCCGGUUAGAUCUCCGUUUCAUCACCAUCACGGACUCUGACGUCCAGAUGAGCGUGUACGUGAACGCCAGCGCGAACUACACGGCGCAGAACCCGGCUAACGGGCUGCGGGAGGUGGUGUCAGCCCCGCCCGUACAACCCGAGCAGACGCCGGCAUGUCAGCUCAUACCGCACUACAUAGACGGCGGCCUGCAGUGUCAUCAGGUGUGGGAUUUCACGUUCCUCCUGGACAUCGACACGACAUCACUGGUAGACGGGCAGCCGAUAGACGCCACCGGGGACUUCUCCUUCAUGUACGACUCCUACACAUGCGCGGUAACCAAUGGCAACGUCAACCGGACACUGUGCACCAAGGACGCCGUACCCGCCACCAAAGUGUCGGCGGAGAUCACGAUACAGACUACGGUAGAGCUGACGGACGCUGAGGCGGAUGAAAUCACUCUACACCUUCACAGGAUGGUCGGGUCUGACAAUGAGGACGUGAGCGUUAACGGCCGCCGCGGGGUGGCGCACCUUGAGAACGUGACUGUGGAGGUGAAGUUCUCUCCCGCCUUCCUGCGGCAGGACUACCAACUGGAGCUCACGCUGUUCAUGGUCUGCAUCGGGAACGUCACCGAACAUCCAGCGGGGUGUUUAGUGGCGGAUCCUGACGACCGUUACGUCGCCUGGAAGGAGCCACAUCUGGUGUUUGAGUACAACGGCACUACCUGGCGGCAUGGCGACUUUCUGUCGGACUACGAACAGCCGUUAUAUUGGCAGGGCUAUGUCCAUGAGAGCGCGGAGAACCCCACGCCUGUCCACCGGUCCCAGUUCACUAACCUUGCCCUGUCAGCCCAGUCUGCUCAGUACACCAUCACUACUGUCUUCUAUCUGGUGGCCAAGGAGGGCAGGAGAAGACGGGCCCUACCGGCAAGACAAAUCAUCAUGAACAAAGUCUUGGAACCUGAGAACGUUCAACCCGCUGAAACUGGCCUGGCCUUCUCCCGUACGAGACGUGACAUCAUGGACACCAUCGACGAACCCAAGAGCUUCGUCACCGGCUUCAGCUUCUCGGGCUGUCCCGAAGUCGCUAAAUACAACCCCUACCGCAGGACAUGCGAGUGUCCUGACAAGAUGGUGUACAAUUCACUCACAUUUACAUGUGAAGAGUUAGAACUGCCAGGAUCAGGGGGUGGGUCAAGUGGCACACCUGACAUAGGAGCUAGUUACGCCCUCUUGCUUUUGUCCUGUUUACUGCAACUUCUACACUGGUAAAUUUGAAAUGCUAGCAAGUCAGAAAGCUAGACAAAAAAAGAAGAAAAUCUAAAGUCUGUAACUGUGUUGAGAUAUCGUGAAGAAAAUUCUAUUAUAAUGUACGAAAAUGUCUAAUAUAUAUUUAUCUACAGAGCUGUACAAAUGAAGCAAUUUUGCCAAAUGAUAAAAUGUAUUUUUAAACACAGAAUAGACAUAAUAUAAAUCUUACACAAAUACACUAUAAAUCUUGCAGAAAUAUACAAUCUUUGUUCAUGUUGUGAAUGAUAUUCUACAUUUCAAUCAACAGCGUUUGAGCAAAGCAAAGAAUUCUU